Molecule: messenger RNA, 1059 nt
Organism: Aureobasidium uvarum
Lineage: Eukaryota; Fungi; Ascomycota; Dothideomycetes; Dothideales; Saccotheciaceae
Source: the annotation of a GenBank genome assembly
AUGGCUUCUGAUACGUUAGAAGGCCAAUGCCUCACACUGUUCGCCAUCACCAUGUUCUUUUGUAUCAUUUGCUUUGUGCUGGUCACACUACGAUGCUUUACUAGAAUAUCGAUCAAAGGAUUUGGCUCAGACGAUUGGCUCAUGCUCAUUGGCACGAUCUUUGGCACUAUGACAUUCGCCACAGUUCUCUGCGGUUGUAAAGUAGGCUUGGGCCAACACGACUACGAUCUCGAAGAAGGUGAUUACUCAAAGAUCAAGCGCGUACUCUACUGCGCCAGUCUCAUCUUCAUCAAGAGCAGUAUCUGCGUCGCUCUUAUCCGCCUUGUCAUAUCCAAGCGCCUCUUAUACACUCUCUAUGCUAUCCUGGCUCUCAGCGCGAGCUACGGGUUCAUCGCCAUGAUGACCGUGCUGUUGCAAUGCAAGCCUUUAAAAGCAACAUGGGAUCCAUCCACAGGCACAUGUUCCAGCCAGGCCAUCAUCGUACACAUCUCGUACUUUGUCACGGCAUGCUCAAUCACGACCGACUUUGCUUGCGCUGUCAUGCCCUUCGUCAUUCUAUGGAACCUGCAGAUGAGAAAGAGGCUCAAGUUCACAGUCGCCGCCAUGCUGAGUCUCGGCUUCUUAGCGAGCGCGGCCACCAUUGUUCGUAUCAAGUAUCUGGAUUCUUACUUUGCGACACAGGAUCUUGCAUUUUCCAACGUGGUCCUCUGGUCAAUCAUCGAAACCGGAAUCGCCAUCAUCGUCGGCUCCAUCCCUUCCCUCAAGCCUCUCGUCAAAUCGAUUGCUUUCUUCGGUACCCAUCACACCCGCAGCGAGAAGAGAACUCUUAAUCCUCAUAGCGAACAUCAAUCUUUCGCAAUGAGGUCUCCCGCACCAUACAACCAUAAGACACAGAUCUCUUGUCCAAGUGUCAAGGAUCGAAACUCGAGAGACAACGAUAGUAUGAAGGACUCGCUGAUGAACGACCCGGAUAUCAUUCUUGUGCGCUCCGAAAUUCAAGUUGAGGAAGGCUCCCGACCGAAUACUGGAUAUAAGAGCUUCAAGAGUUUCACUUUCUGA